Molecule: messenger RNA, 753 nt
Organism: Sclerotinia borealis F-4128
Lineage: Eukaryota; Fungi; Ascomycota; Leotiomycetes; Helotiales; Sclerotiniaceae
Source: the annotation of a GenBank genome assembly
AUGGCCUUUGCCGUUAUUUCGCUGAAGCAAUACGCACAACGAGAUGAAGCACAGGUUUCUCAGGAAGCCGUCGACUCCGGUGGUGCUAACGCACAACGAUUGUCAUCAGAUGCGCACCUAAACCGCCUUCAACAAAGAUUGUCAAUAGAUGCACUAGUCGUUCUGCACCCCAAACGCAAUAAUCACAUCAUCUUGAACGAGGAAGUUGAAAGACAAGACACAAGUAUCGAACCCAACUCAGAUUCCGUUCCCGAUGAUGACGAAGAAGAUAUAUUGCCGAUUCCAGUAUCGUCACGAGUGUAUAUCCCAGAUCCUUCUCUUCCUGCAGAGGUAGAGCUUCUCGUACGAGAAGACUACUUCAACGAUGACAUUGCUGGUCUCCAACAACAAGGAAUGCUCAGACCCGAGCCAAUACCGAUGCCGAUGGGGAAAGAAUAUGCGAUUAUAGAAAUUCUCAGGUCAGUGAUUAGCGGCGUGGAUGAGCUAGAGCCUUGCUUUUGUGGAGAUCUUUAUGAAGACAAUACAGUGAAGACUGGGAAGGACUCACACGAGGCAGUAAAGAUGCCAGGAUGUUAUCAUAUUUUCGGGAAAAGGUGUAUCGUGCAGUGGCUGAAUGAGACUAAUCCUCCUACUUGUCCAAUGUGUAGGAAGCGGGUUCAUUUAACGAUGAAUGUGCCGGUGGAGCGAAGAGAUGAUCAAGAGCUGUACAGGGUCAUAGACUACCAUUAUGCGGUACUUGACGAUAAGAGAUAG